AUGGAUGAGAAUGGAGGAGUGAGAGCAGGAUGCAUUCGGAUCAGGUAUCGGUCACCACGGAAAAUCAUGGCUCGGUGGUUCUCCUCGCCGAGGAAGGUCAAAGGGAAGAAGAAGGCUAUGGCGGAAGGACGAGUGAGAGACUGUGACCCGGUUCGGAUCAUAAAUUUCUCGGAAGAUGGUCAUGGCGUCUGCAAAAUUUCAGAUUCGCCACCACAGACAAUCGACUCCGUAGAGGAGCUGCGACGAAGGGAGUUUUUGUUCAGCAUUGGAGUGAGUUGUUAUCUUCUACAUCUGAUUGCAACAGGUAGAGAAGAGAUUCACAAGAUAGUCGAGCUACGUAACGAUUUAGAGAAGUUACUUGAAUGUAAGAACGACGAGCUGAGGCGAAAACAGCAAGAGUUUGUCAAUUUACGUAGCGAUAUAGAGAAGUUUCUAGAAUGUCACAACGACCAAAUGGGGCUGAAACAGCAAAAGUUACUCUUUGGUGCGAAGCAAGAGCAAAGCGAAACAUCUCCGUAUUCCACCACAAGUGACGUUGUGGUAGAUGGUCCAGAAUCUUCUACUGAUCACUAUUACUCUCCACAGUUCUUGGAAACAUCUUUGUCUGUCGGACAUGAAGGCUCUUUGAAACAUUACCUAUUCAAGGGAGGGGAAGAAAUGGAUCAGCUUGAAGCAGAACUCGAAGCUGAGUUUGAGCUUCUAAAGAUUAGUCAAGACCAAGAGAGUAAAUGUUCUAAGCUCAAUGAUAUUUCAGAGCAGAGUGAAGAUUCAGAAGGAUUGAUGUUAAGAGAGAUGAUGAUGUGUCCAGGACCAAUGGAGGAACGACAAGGAGUGUGUCCGUAUGAGCUGGAGAGGAGGCUUCACGAGCUGUUGGAGACAAGACAAGAAGAGGAGAUAAAGGAGCUUGAGUUUGCAUUGGAAGAUGCUAAACUAAGGCUCCAUUCCAAGGAAGCUGAAGCCUCUUGGUGGAAAGACACUGCUUAUAUAAUCUCUGAACAUAUUCCACAACCUUCUAGAAUCACCUCCAACUCUCACUCUCAUCGUUACCCUCUCUCUCGGUGA
Messenger RNA from Microthlaspi erraticum, 1062 nucleotides. The record is from the annotation of a GenBank genome assembly. Lineage: Eukaryota; Viridiplantae; Streptophyta; Magnoliopsida; Brassicales; Brassicaceae.